GAAUGUUGCAGGUCUUGUCGUUAUUUCUAUCUUAAGAUACAACUAGAAGUGUAAGCCGAGUAGUUGAGCCACUACCAAAGAGUCCAUAGCGUCGAAUCAGCCGCCGCCAAUCAAUUCAUCCAUUUGCACCUCUAGAUACAACUAUAGUAAUAGUGUGUCUUUUACAUUACUCAGAUAAACGGGCAGAUUUGAUUUUCUUAUUUCAGAAUAGAAGAAAAUCAAAAGAUCUGAAACUACUCUCAUUAAGACCUGUCUCUAUGCAAAGUUUCAAACAAAAAUUUGAAAAUCAAUUUUUCUGCUACCACAGCAUUCAUUUAAAAAAAAAGUGUAGAAGUACAGUAUCUCUGUAGCAAUAAACUAAGGAUAUGAAAUCUUUUCAUAAUAUUCAUAGGUCAUUAGAAUCGACAUAAUGCGCAUAGUCUCGACUCAAAAGCAAUUUAUCAGUUGUAGGACUUUUCUCGUUAGUUAUUAGCUUUUCUUUUUCUUUAAGCCCCUUCAUAAAUUUUCAACAGCACAAACUAUUGUUGACAUAAAACCACCAAUCGAAAUGAUUAUUGAAUGUAUGCAUAUUUUUCGGCAAAUUGAUGGCAAAGUGAUUGUUCGAAAGAUAAAUGAUAAUGGUAAGAAACAAGCAAUCUUUUUGAAGAUUAUUCAUUGAAUAGAUAAUCGAUAUAUUGAAAAUUUGUUAGGUCUGUGUUUUAUAGUGAACUCUGGAAUAGUUUUGUUUACUAUUCGAAUUCACCAAAGAAAGUUUUUCAUCACUAUCGUGGACUUUGAUUAAAUUAGGGAUGCAACAGUGAAGACGGUGACCGCAAUUAGAUUCAUUUUGACUUUUUCAAUCGGAGAAGGUUUAUUUAAGGAAAAGAUCUGAAUUUUAUAGAAACAUGACUAAACCAUGAUAAUCAAGCUUAUCUCGAACGAGAAAAUUGAACUCGAAAAUCUACUUUUUCGAUUUCAUAAUUGAGCUCUGUAAAACUUUUGAAAUGUACUUACAAAAGCUUUAUCGUGCUAUUCGAAAAAGUUAUUUACUUUUACAAAAAAAAUCCAUAAUACGAUUUCUUAACAAUAUCUUGUUAAAUUAUCUUAUGAAAGUUUAUUUUUCUCGAGAAUUUAUCAGUAAACUUGAAAUUCUUAAUUUAGAUAAUAAAAAAAAAUCAUUUCAUCAUUACCACAAUCAAAUUCGAAUGAUGUUAUAAAUGAAAAAUUACAACAAUUAGAAAUAUUUCGUCUUGAAAAUGAACGACUUCAUUCUGAAUUAAAUACUUGUAAAACAGAAAUAUGUGUUUUACAUAGUGAAUGUGAUAGUUUAAUAAAUACAAUUGUUAAACUCGAUAUUGAAUUAACUCAAGCUGAAUAUGAACGUCUUGCUCAACAACAAUCAAGGAAAAAAUGA
This is a messenger RNA of Rotaria sp. Silwood1, 1393 nucleotides long. Lineage: Eukaryota; Metazoa; Rotifera; Eurotatoria; Philodinida; Philodinidae. The record is from the annotation of a GenBank genome assembly.